This is a messenger RNA of Anarrhichthys ocellatus (wolf-eel), 12904 nucleotides long. RefSeq names its product neuron navigator 1a (gene nav1a). NCBI's taxonomy places the organism in Eukaryota, Metazoa, Chordata, Actinopteri, Perciformes, Anarhichadidae. Gene Ontology annotation, cellular component: microtubule cytoskeleton; axon initial segment. The transcript has 33 exons. Gene Ontology annotation, molecular function: ATP hydrolysis activity. The record is from RefSeq and is a predicted model, not a curated record. Gene Ontology annotation, biological process: neuron migration; microtubule bundle formation; nervous system development. The coding region runs from base 3517 to 10515 and encodes 2332 amino acids.
CAAAUGCACAUGCUCGCAGCUCAGAAGUCCGCCAGGCAAAAGUAGACAGAAGCAAAGGUGGGGACUCAGCAGCAUACAGAUUGGAGACAAACUCACUUGCUGCUUUCUAUCCCGAUGCUUGCAGAGGCUUCCUGUCUCGGUGAAUGGAGAGGCACUGUGGACCAAUGGGAGGGCAGUGGUGAGGAUGCAACAGUGAGCCAGGAAAAAACAGCCCAUUGUUCGUGGGACUACACAGAAGUGUGACCACUCUCCUGCAGGCUCUGGCUGCUCGGCCUAUCGGCACACUGACGGACCCGGGACACCAUUGAGAGGUAAGACACUGGAGAGACAGCAGAUCUGGCACAUGACAUUUCACAAAAAGCCUUUUAUGAGCUUCAGAAGUUAUUCUGGUGUGUCUUCUAAGAAAACAGUGCUUUUACAGGAAUCCUAACAGCACAUUGGAGCGUUUUUGCACCACCGUGUGUCACUAGCAUAUUGUAAGAGGAUUUAUGACAGCACAUUAUCGCUGUUGUUUUGGUUGUUGUCAUAAUGGAGGUAAUUACAUUCAUUUAUAUCCACACUGGGUGACACACACAGACACACAGGCACUGCUAAUGUGCUUCAGUUCACAGACAGAGAGGCCAGUGUUACCACCUCAUUUAUUGAUUUUGGUGAUGAGUCAGAGGAUUUUCAUCGCUAGCGUGAGGGUGCGUAUUUGUGUGAGAGAGAAGAUAUGCAUGUUUCUUUGAACAGAGGUACAGUAACGGAAUUCAGGCUGAGUUUGUCAUGGGACAGCGUGGCUAAAAUGAUGUAAUAAGAUUAUGAAGUUAAAAGCUAACAUCUAAUGCCGGCUGCCACGCUAUCCUUCUUGUUUUUCUACUUGCAGAACGUAUAUACCUGAUCUGCUGUCUUUCAUUGUUGAUGUGAAAAGAGUUUUUAAUCAGCACAUGUACUGCAGUUCUCCUCCUGAAUAUGUGGAGAUAGAUAGACAAUUUGAAGUUUAGUGAAAGAAGAGUCCCUGCUGCUGUUGCACACAGUGUCCAGCAGGUGUCAGUACCAUCCUAGCAGAAUCAUUUUGGACUAGUCAAAUUCUCUGUAUUCUUUAUGCUUGACCAAUGAUCAUUAAAUUCACUUGCAACAAAAAUACUAAAAUCACCAUGUUUUCGUUACCAUGUUUUUGCCAUUAUACAAAAGUCAUUAUCUUCUCCAACACUCCAACACACUUGUAUACAAAUACGAUUUAUUUUAUUUUUCAAUUGUUGGUCAUUGGUGCUAUAUACACAAAACAAUGUCCACAUACUUGUGUACUUUUGUACACAUUAGUCCUGUCUAUUCUUCACAUUUAUUUGUCCAGCUUUGUUGUCCUUGUACCUAGCUGUUAUGUAUAUUUUUAAGAGAUGUAUUGUAUGUGUACACAAACUUGGCGAUUCUGAUCCUGAAGCGCAAUUACUUUUUAUGUUGUUCUACUUAAAUACCUAUUAAAUAUUAGGAGUGUUGUCUGGAUGUCACAGAAACACUAAUGUAUAAUUAGCCAAGAGACAUGCAUCUAUUGUAUUAAGUAAAGAGCUACUGCAAAUUGAUUAUCGGCUUUAUUAAUUGAAAACAAUUAGCUAAAUUGAUUAAUCAUUUAACCCAUUUAUCAAGCGAAACAUGCCAGGCAGUCUCGGCUUUCAGUCACUUAAAAUCGUGCUUUUCUCUUAUAUGACUGUAGAUUUAAUAUCUUUGUUUUGUUCUUCGUUUAAGUACCUUUAAGUCCUUUGGGCUCAGGGAAAUCUUUCACUAGUUCAUGAUGUUUUAUGGACUACCCGAUUAGUCAUUUAAUCAAAAAAAGAAUUGGCAGAUUAAUUAACACCAUUGUUAGUGGCAGCCCUAACCAGCAACCUAUUUUUCCUCACAUUUCUGCCGUAGGACCGGCCAAAACCAAACCACAUAUGUUUGUUCUUCCUGUAGAUUUCUACAAAGUGUAUUAAACCAGGAAUUUCAAUAGUUCUAUGUUUUGGUUGCCAGAAAAGUCACAAGCAGUUUGACCUACUUUGAAAGUGUUAACAAACCAACAAUCUAACUAUUGUGAAUGCACUUAUAUAAGAGAGUGAUGUUAUUUUUGACUCCUGUAUAUAGUCUGAACACAUGACACAGAGAACAUACCCUGCACAUGUAACAAGCUUAUGCUGUAAAACAUUCCCUUAAGUGUGAGGGAAUCAGACCUCAAAUUGAUUAGCCAGUUUUUUAACCCGCUUACCGCUGCUUUUAGUCAGCAGAAAUAUCUUUUUGUCUCUUUCUGUGGAUAUACACACAGACAUCCUCACCACCAGCUGAGCCUCGGUAUGUCCUUACGUGGGCUGCAGUAGUACUGGUAUGACCCCCACUGUAUCCCCCAGAGACUAGCCAAUUUCCAUACAGAUAGACACAGAGCCAGACCGCACCUGUGCCCCUGGAAUUCCGAGCAGGAAUUGUAUCAGACAGACAGAAAUUCUGAUGCUUUUAGUGACUUGGCCUCCCAGGAGAAAGAGCGAGAGAAACAUAGAUGGGUGGGAAAGAGGAGGAAGAGGAAUUUAUGGAGAGAAAUAAGGUGGAAGCAGGAUGGAUGAUCAUAUCUGUCUCUAUAUACCUACUGCUGCAUCACUGCUUCCGUAUGCUGCUGUGCAGGUCUAUAGCACUGAGUCAACUAUGAUAGAGCACGAGUCCUUCGCAAAAUACCCAAAUCUCCAUUUUCUGUGUCAGUAUGUCUAAUAUUAUAAGUAGAUACGGAGAUACUAACCUUUUCUUUAUUAGAAACAAUGUUGUUUUCGUUUCAUGUUUUUGAGCUGAAGCAGUCAACCUCUUUCUGCUGUGGGGAUUCUUAAAAUGACAGAGCUUUUGCUCAGACUGCUGGGAAAUUGUGUGUGUGUGUGUGUUUGUUUGUGUUAGCCACGUUACACUGUGAGCAAUACUGCGAUUAGAUGCGCUGUCAAAUAAUCCAACAUUUUAUCCUUGUGACUUUGACGGCUUACUUUGACACAUCUCUGAUUUACUAAAGACAGCUUCCCAAGACGUCUUCUGGCAACACAAUUUCUGCUUUUUAAGAAAGGGGCAAGUAGGGUUUAGUGUUAAAUCUGUGUAUUUGUAAGUGCAUGUAUAAUUAUGAUAAAUCUUCUUGUACUGCACUGUUCCAAAGCAAAAAUGCUGUAUACAGUAUGUGUUUAUGUCUGUGUUAAAUGUGAGUUCAGCUGUUGACCCAAUGCGGUACAUCUGGUCAGCAACAGCAACAUGAUUUGUUUACGAUGUUAGUGAGACAGUCAUUAAAUAUGUGUAUAUGUACACACCCACUAUUGGGCAAUAAUUCACUAUUGUCACAAUUGCAAUUUUUUAUUACGCGUAUUUAUGUCUUAUUUAACAGAUUUGAAAAACUACACUUAAUGACACACUUAAUAACAGCUAAUCACAUAAAAUGUGAUAGAUAUAAAGUGAGGACAAAUACAAAAAAAUCUUUUGUUAAAAUAUCGUUUGACCAAAGACUGUCAUGUGAGAUUCUGACAAUUUGUGAGGGAUAUCAAAUCAAUGUAUCUGUUCCUCUCAGAUGCUGUGAUCCUUCUCGUUCUACACAUGCUGCUUCCUCCCUUUUCCCCUCCCACCCUGCCUACCUUCCCACCACACAGCCUCCCGUCCUCUGUCCCUCCAGUAGAGCAGCAUGAGGUCAGUAUGAGUGGGGGAGUCAAUGUGAAAUCGGCCCCCCGGGCUCCUCUCUCAUCAGGAAUCCCCCUCCCACACAGCCUGUUGCCCUCCUCCCCCAAAACAGACACCCGCCGCCGGGCUAGUGACCUGCCCAGGCCGUCAACACAGACCCCUAAACACACACCCACACACAGUCCCACACACACGCCCAUGCAAUCUCCUUUACUUUGCCCACGGAGCUCUAGGAUGCUGGAGCUCCGUGGGCAAAGUAAGGACCCGAAGAGAGACGCAGGCCUGAAGAGUCAGCUCUUCCAGCGGAUGGGAGCUCUACCUGCUCCCCAGGUGUCACGCUCUGCCUACAGCAGCCCCUUAACCGAGCGCAGGGUACUGCAGCCACACUCCAAAGACACACUGGAUCUGGGAAAGCCCUCCCCGUCUCACAUCCCCGCACAGUUGUCACAUGACGGCAAUCGCAACAGGAACACCCUCACCAAUAAGAACCAAACAUGGGGGACUAGCAACCUGCGUCCACCGCUUCAGUUCAGAAGAAGAGACAACUCCAGAACUGGAUCCCAGGCAACGAGUGAGCUCAUGACACAAAGAGAGAAAGAGCCUCCAGAACACCACCCUGCCCAGUCCCCCAUGUCAAACAAUGGUUACCUCCAUCCCUCCCUUGCCCAAAUGAGCUACGAGCACGCCAUCAGAGGUCGCAGUGACUCCACUAGCCAAUCAGACGAGGAGAUGGGCUCUCCUGAAGACAGCAGUCCAGCCUCCUCUCCUUGUCCCCUGCCGCUGCCACCGAUCACAUUCACCACGCCAAUAAUGUCCAAGGUGGCUGUCCAUACGUUGGCUCAAAGCCUAGAUAAGGAGGCUGCGUCCACAGAGACACACGCACCCAGAGUCAACAUGGCUACUGUGGCUCCCUUCAGCUACCGGCUGCAUGCGCAGGAGAGCGAUUUUUCAGUGGAUGGACUGAGUGACUGCUCAUCUGGAUCCAUAGAAGUCUGCUGUGAUGACCUAACACUAGGAGGGAUGCUGGAGGCUAAUGUGGCUAACAUUAGCAUGACGGCCAAGCCCAGUGAGCUGGACGUGAGGUCUGCUGCUGUCUCCUGCCAGGAAACUUCAGCCCAGGCCAUGGCCUCUAGGAAGCCCCAGGCCAAGCCUUCUGCUCUUCCCCCGGGACAUUCACGACCCUCUGGGUCAGAGCUCAAGGUCUACCGGCCCUCCGCUGGAUCUAUCCCUAUCCCAGUUCCCAAUCCGUCCAGGCUCCGCAAGCAGCGGUCACUUAACAACUUGUGUGUGCUCACUGAUGCUGAGAAGAAGCUGCACCUGUACCAAUCUCCACGCUGGAAGGAUGAUGCGAGCCGGCCUGGCACAGACACCAACAAGCCGGGCCAGAUUAAGACAGUUCAGGCUGGGGGUGGCAAACCACCACUUUCUCGGACCCUUUCAAAGUCAGAACAGUCUCUUUUCCAGGGUAAGCCCAAAUCUUUCUGCUCCCCAUCGGUGACUUCUUACGGGAACAAGCCGAGUCGAAUCCCUGCCCCUGGUAAACCACGGGGACCCUAUGCUGAGGUCAAGCCCAUUAGCAAGGCCUCUGAAGCAGGCCAGAAUGCAGACAUAGACCCUGCAGACCACCCAACUAAGGCUAACUCCAAUGGAGCAGGGAACACUGGGACGAAUGGCAAGAAACUAGGGGAGAGGGAGAGAUGUGCAGCUCUGUCAACAGAGGAGAAGAAAGACAGGAAGGGGAUAGAGGGUGAAGAGGAUAAGAGCUUUCUGAAGGUGGACCCAGAGUUAGUGGUGACGGUUCUGGGAGACCUGGAGCAGCUGCUCUUUAGCCAGAUGCUUGACCCAGAAUCCCAGAGGAAGAGGACCGUGCAAAAUGUUCUGGACCUUCGACAGAACCUGGAGGAAACCAUGACCAGCCUGAGAGGUGUGCAGCUCAGCCACAGCUGUGUGGAGGGGACCGUGUGCUACGACAGCGAUGAAGCUGCUGCGUUCUCAAUUUCCAGUCUAUCAAAUCGCUCCUCUCCGCUGUCAUGGCGCCAGGGUCAAGCCAGUCCUCGACUACAGGCCGGGGAAGCUCCGUCCACGGGUAACAGCCAGUUGGACGUUCCCCUCCGUAUCAGCCACACUGCUCGUAUCCAACUAAUCGAAGCGCUGGACGACUCGGAUCCGUCCCUUCUGAAGGGAGAUUACCUCUGCAACAGCAACCUCGGCAGUAAGAGCCCAAACGUCGAGGAUGAUGAUGAUGAUGAAGAUGAUGACGAUAUUGAUGAUCUAGGGAAUGGUUGGGAUGAGAGCAGUUCCAUCAGCAGCGGUUUGAGUGACGGCUCAGACAACCUGAGCUCUGAAGAGUUCAACACGAGUCCCACUCUCAACUCCCUUCCUACCACACCCAUCGGCUCCCGCAGAAACUCAGCCAUAGUGAUGCGUACAGAUGCAGAGAAGAGAUCUCUGGUGGAGAGUGGUCUGUCAUGGGACAGUGACGACACCAAACCCAUCCGCAAGAGCCAGGGCAGCGGUGUCUACGAUACAGGAAGUCUCAAGUCCGAAUCAGCCAAUAAAUGGAAAAAGACGCGGACACAGGGGGUGGGGCUCGAAGGAGGGAAGGGCGAACUGAAGAAACCUCAGACCCUGGGUCAAGGAAACGUGUUGAAGAAAGGAAGAAACCCACCUGUAGGAGUCACCUCCCCGAUAACACACACCUCUCAGAGUGGGCUGAAAGUGGCAGGUUCAGUGAAGUCAGAUGGCAGGCCAAUGGAUAAGUCUCGGUUAGCAUUGAAGACCUCUGGCCUUCAGCGCUCCUCCUCAGAUGCCGGUAAAGACCUAAGAAAUGGCAGCGGUGUUGGUGAGCAACGUAAACCUCCAUCCGGCCUCGUCAGGCCCUCAACUGGUGGAAACUUUGGCUUUAAGAAGCCUACCACAGCUACCAAUAAUGGCACAAGCAAUGCCGGUUUUCCCAUAGCCUGCGGCUCUGCAACUGUAGGGAAGAUUCCCAAAACGUCAGGUAUUCCUGUCAAACCAGGGGCUGGUGGUGGCAGUGGAGGACGUAAGACUAGUCUUGAUGUUUCGAGCUGCGACCAGAGUGGUUUUCUAUCUCCAAAUGCCAGGACGUCUCUCCAGUACCGCUCUCUGCCUCGCCCAGCAAAGACGAGCACCCUGACUCUAACCCGGCCGAGCUCAGCUCGCCCAGUGAGCACCACCAUUGACACAGGCUCAGGGCUGAUCAAACCACCACAGGGUAGACUCAAAGAGCCCGCCUCGGGGCUUGGUUCUGGGUUGAGUAAGGCAGGUGGGCGUGGGAUCCCCAGUCCUGUCAAUCAGACAGACAAAGAGAAAGAGAGGGCCAAAGCCAAAGCUGUAGUAUCUGACUCGGAGUGUGGAGGUGGGUCUCUGAAGGGCAGCCCUGCUCAGACCCCCUCAGAGAACGGAGGGAAGCUACAGGGGCUGAGACCUCCCAGCAGUGGCAAAGGCUUGGAUCUGCCCUCAACCAACACACACAGGUUAUCAGGAAUGCGCAGCCUGGCAAAACCUCCAUCCAUGGCCCACCUUGACAAGCUGAACUCAAACAUCCUAGAGGUGGGAAUUGAGGACUCUCUGCCACCUAAGAUUCCUCCCUACUCUAAGCUCCAGGACCUGGCCAGGUCAGCAGGCAGCUCCACUGGCCACCGCCUGACCCCCAGCCCCGCCCCUUUACUCAAUGUGAACUCUGCGUCCUGCUUCCCAAGCUCAGGUACUGGGUUGGGGCCCAGGCAGGUCUCUUCUCUCGGUGUUCAAGGAAGCCGAGGGAGCACCUCUCCCCUGCUUUACCCUCGUCUGUCUGGGCUGCAUCGCAGCAUGGAGUCGCUGCCGCUCCAGAUGAGUCUCGCCCCAGAGCCCCAAGAGAGGGAAAAGGCAAGGGAGAGGGAAAAUGUGGUGAGAGGCUACACCACCUUAGAGUCCCGCCACAAAGAUAGACAGGAAGACAGAGGCCCUCCUGCCAGCUGGAACCUUGGAAGUAAAGUCUCCUUAUCUCUCACAGACAGUUCUCAGAGAGACAGAAACACACUGCCAAAGAAAGGUUUAUGUUUCAGCGGGGCCUCCCAGGUUGAGGAGGAAGGGAAGGAGAAAGGGGAGAGGAGACACUCUCAUACUAUUCUCAGUAUCACCGACUCGCUCACUCUUCCCCUGCUGUCCUCGCCCACCUCCUUACCCCGCACCUCUAAGACCAGUAUGGUACCCAGCCCUGUCGGCGGACCUCCGAGGAUGACUCGUUCCAACAGUAUCCCAACACACGAUGCCUCUCUGGAGCUGUACGGAGCAUCUCCGCUGGGCAGCACCCUCUCAUUGGCUGAACGCCCCCGCAGCAUGGGAAUGGUUCGCUCCGGAUCCUUCAGGGACAAGGAGCCCGAUGAGGUUCAUGGGUCCGUUCUUUCUCUGGCGUCUAACGCCUCAUCAAGCUACUCCUCGGUGAGUGUGGGCGGCAUGCAGACUCAGGCUGAGGAAAGGAUUCAGGGAGAGCAAAUCCGUAAACUGAGGAGGGAGCUGGAAUCGUCGCAGGAGAAGGUGUCUAAUCUGACGACACAGCUGACAGCAAACGCAAAUCUGGUGGCUGCCUUUGAGCAAAGUUUGCAACUGAUGACAACUCGGCUGCAGAGUCUGUCAAUAACCCAGGAACAGAAGGACACAGAGCUGUUGGAUCUGAGGGAAACCAUCGAUGCUCUGAAGGUCAGGAAUGACGAAGCCCAGGCCGUCAUACAAGGAGCCUUAAACACCCCGGAUAACAUGAAUGACAUGCGGAUUCGACGUCAGAAUUCAUGUGAGAGCAUCUCCAGUCUCAACAGCCUGACCAGUAUGUCGAGUGUGGGCAGCUUGAAGGACCAAGAUGCCAAGAAGAAGAAGAAAAAGAGCUGGCUGAGGAGCUCCUUCAACAAGGCAUUCAGCAUUAAGAAAGGCUCCAAAACAUACUCAGACAUUGAGGAAAUUGCCACACCCGACUCCUCAGCUCCCAACUCCCCAAAGAUGCUCCAUGAGGGGGCAGAAGAAGUAGAAAGCCAGUUCUCAUCCCUCAAAACAUCGGCCUCUGCUACCUCUUCUGUGAUCAUGGAGACUACUGAAGAGGGAGACGAUGACGAAACGGCGGUAUCGGACCUACGCUCAGAACUCUGGGUGAAAGAGAGAGAACUGACAGACAUCCGACUGGAGGCCUUAAGCUCUGCACAUCAUCUUGAGCAGCUCCGAGAAGCCAUGAACAGCAUGCAGUCAACAGUGGAGAACCUUAAGGCGGAGAAUGACCAUUUAAAAACGGGCUCCGGUCCCACCUCUUCCACCUCCCAGCCUUCAGGCCUGGCGUCUCUCCUGGGGCCCUCACUGAGGCAGCCGAUGAGCAUGUCCCUCACCAAGUCCUUCAGUCUCAGUCUGAAUGAUUGUAAAGAUCCAGACGUGUCUUCAGGUGAUGCGUUAAGUGUGUCUUCCCAGCGGGAUGAGGAAUGUGCACGCGUGCUUGUCCGCAUCGGAGAUCAAGUAGAGGACAGUAAACAGCAGCAGGAGUUCUACCUUGGCUCAGUGCUGGUCAGUGCGAGCACUAGCUGGCCCGCCCUCGACUCUAUGAUAUCUAAGACUUUCAAGGACUACCUAACUCAAGUGGACCCGACUGCCAGCCUGGGUCUGACCUGUGAUUCGCUGCACAUGUUCCAGCUGUGCCCGGGAGUGCAGAGGGUGAUAGGAGGGGACAAACCUCAAGCCGCACCUUAUCGUUGUUUCAGCAGUGGUUCAGCUAAAAUACUUGUCACUUUGAAAGGUCUCAGAGAAAAAUGUGUUGACUCACUGGUGUUUGAGACUCUGAUUCCUAAGCCGAUGAUGCUGCACUACAUCAGCUUGCUGCUGAAGCACAGGCGUUUGGUUCUGUCUGGGCCAAGCGGGACAGGAAAGACUUAUCUGGCUCAGCGUCUGGCCCACUUCCUUCUCCAGCGCAGCCGGACUGAGUCGUCUGAGGCCGACCAUGAGACCUGCCUCCUCGGUCGCAGCGCUGCUGUCACCUUCAACAUGCAUCAUCAGUCCCAGAAGGAGUUGCAGUUGUAUCUGUCCGAUCUUGCAAAUGAGAUUGACAGAGAGAGUGGAGGAGAACUACCGCUGGUUGUUAUUAUAGAUGACAUCAGUGAUUCAGCAGCCAUCACUGAGCUUGUUAAUGGAGCACUCACCUGCAAGUAUCACAAAUGUCCUUACAUCAUUGGGACAACCAAUCAGCCUGUGAAGAUGUCAUCUAACCACAGUCUACACCUUAGCUUCAGGAUGGUGAUGUUCUCCAACAACGUGGAACCGGCUAACGGGUUCCUGCUGAGGUACCUGCACCGUAAAGCUGUGGAAGCCUACCAGGAGAAGGAGCAGGACUCUGCAUGCCACCAGGCUCUUCUCCGAGUGUUGGACUGGAUCCCUCAGCUCUGGUACCACCUCCACACUUUCCUGGAGAAACACGGCACUUCAGACUUCCUCAUAGGUCCCUGCUUCUUCCUAUCAUGCCCAGUAUCAGUGGCAGAGUUCAGGCAGUGGUUCAUUGACCUGUGGAACCACUCAAUCAUACCGUACCUGCAGGAGGGAGCCAAAGACGGCAUUAAGGUGCAUGGGCAGAAGGCAGUAUGGGAGGAUCCAGUGGAGUGGGUGAGGGGGACUCUACCAUGGCCCAACGCACAGCAGGACCAGUCCAGGCUCUUUCACCUACCUCCCCCCAGCAUAGGUCCACUCAAUGAGGAGAAGAAGCCCCCCAAAGAUACACCUCCACCCAGCACACUGGAGUCAGAUCCAUUGAUGGCCAUGCUGCUGAAGCUCCAGGAGUCGGCCAACUACAUAGAGUCUCCAGAGCGGGAAGGGUGUCUGGAUCCCACUCUGCAGGCUACACUUUGAGAAUAACAUCCGACUGUCAGUCAAUCUACGGACUCUUUAUUUGAGACUGACACAGCGGGUGCAGUCCCAAUGAGACUUCAAAGACUCAAUAAUUAACUUAACUGUGUGCUCAGUGAGCAGCUACAGAGCUAAAUGUAAAGGAUAUAUGGGGAGAGUGAUUAUGGAGGAAGGAUUUGCUCUACCCUGCUAUCAGAUAGCUGCUUUCAUAAGAAGCUGUGAUGAUCAUGUCAGGGAAAGACGUCGACUUGUCUCUUCUCUGCCCUCAAUUUGUUCCAGAUGGGUUGUUGUUAAAUCUGCAAGUGCAUGGUAACCGGAAUAGUAUGAUGCAAAAUAUUACCUAUAAUCCCAUUGAUCAAAGCCCAUUGUUUUCUUUUGUUUUCCUCUUGGCUGCCACAACUUUCGCCACAAACUAUUGGUGCUUCAUUUCAUAAAGAAAUUAACCUCAGACGUAACUCUGAUUCCCUCUAAAGUGAGUUCAUCACUUGACGUCAGCCAAAAAUGCACUUUAUUUUCUACUUGUGGUAAUUGGACUUUAGGAGGCUGUGUCAGUCACUGUGUCUAGUGGGAAUCAUGCAGUUCAUUAGUAAUUCCUCUAGAUGGCAGCAUCUACUCCUGCCUCAGUGCUCUCCUGGUGUUCUGACUUAUCAAAGGUGCUCAGCAGAGCAUAACACACUUUAGAACAGAGCUAUGAAAAUGGCCUUGAAUGUUUUUCUUCUCUUCAGUUCACCCACUGUGUCAUUCAUGACUUGAAUAUCAGAACAACGAAGCUGUAAGAGUAGCAUGCGUGGGUGAAUAAUGAAUGGAAAUCAAUGAAUCGGUUUUAGGAUCAGUCUGUCAGGAAAAUAUCUUAAUCGGUGGACUCGGUAGCCACUGGUUUCCACAGAAACUGACAUUGACCCUUCUAAACAUACUGUAUUGUAAUCUGCCCAGACGGCCUAACAUUUCGGGCUAUGCUUGCGUAUAUUCUGUAUUUAGAUAUCGGUUUCAAAACCUAAAACUCUCUUGUGAUAGAUGAGGAUACAGCUUUGAAAAUCUUGUUUUUGUAGGAUUUUAUACUGAGUCAUCUUCAGCGAUCAUCUGUAUACAGCAGCUAUCACCCAUGUAUACCUAUGCCAUUAUCGAUAGCAGCAGGAAACACUUCUGUCUUCGCUGUCUUAAUCAUUACUCAUUCACGGAAGUGGAAAACAUCAGUAAAAAAAGAACUGCCAUUAAGUGAUAAUGAUCUGUACAAAAAAAAGCAUCUCCUUCCUCGUUGCAUUUGCUCCUUCUCGCGCAUUGUUUUAAGAGUAUCUGUAAAAGUAAGGGCUGGGGGAUAAGAAAGGUUGAAAUUUAUUUUUAAGUGGCUUCCUCCUAUUCCUUUCCUUCAUUUGUUUGCACAUAAUAUAUGUACGCGUACUAGAUUACAGAGAGUAUUUAUUGCUCACACCUUGACUGUCCUUGUGAUGAAGGAAGAAAGAGAGAAAAGACGUGUAAGAAGAGGAAACUUUUACCCUGAAGUACCUCAGACUGCCAUAUUCUGUCCAGAUGUUCCUCUACUGUCCAAACAGGGUGCUGGUGUUAAGUAGAGACACGAUGCCUAAAAGUCUAUCUGUGCCUGAAACACAAUUGGCCUGAAGCUGCUUUCGAGCUGCUUUAAUCUACCACACCUCGAUUAGAGGAAACGUCAUCACUUCCUCUCACCUACUCUGAUGUCACUUUAAUGUCAUCACCUUGAUGCCCAGAUUUAGGUGGAGAGUGGGUUAUUAUUUUUGACCUUUGGCUGGUAGUCAUGGCUGUUAUAGCUAAGAUGUUGAGUUUGCCAGUUAACUCUGCAAUAGACCACAAUGCGUAUCAUGGCUGGGCUGCGAUUUGACACCAUUUUAAAUGUAAGUGUGAAAGACUUGACAUCUUUGUGGAGUUGCCUGAGAGUUGGAAGCAGUGUAAGAACAGAUAUUAGCAUGGAUAUGUAAUGUAGAUGCAUGUAUCCCUGCUGUGUUCCCAUUGGACCUACCACACUUAACCUUACCACGGGAGGGAUUUUUAUUAACUGGACAUCUUCCUCUUUUCAUCUUGUUUUUAUUAAGAGCAGACAUUUGUUUUUAUUAUGCAAAUAUUUGUAAAGGUUUCUCUCUCUUUUGUACAUGACAUCACUAUUGUAAACACUGUAAAUAGUCAGUGCAUCUGCGACAACAAUCACUAAAACGUGUAGAGAUCUAAGACAAGACAUGGCCCCUGUAUGCAGAAAACGGGCGUCCUUGGUGGUUUUAUUGUCUUCCUCCAGUGGGAAGGCGCACUUGGCUUAAAAGGGGGCCUAAUAAUGGUUGUAUGGCAUGUCUCUAUAAACACAUCAAAUCCCAUAUGUCAAACAUUGAGCAAUGGACACAAUAAAGUCAUGCCAUUCUUCACAUCA